Acyrthosiphon pisum (pea aphid) is the source of this 357-nucleotide messenger RNA. Lineage: Eukaryota; Metazoa; Arthropoda; Insecta; Hemiptera; Aphididae. The record is from the annotation of a RefSeq genome assembly.
AUAAUGAUAUUAAAUUUAAUUUCAAUAUUAAUAAUAAUUAUUAUUUUAAUAAUUUUAUUCUUAAUUAUAAUCUUAAUUAAUAUAAAAAUAAAAUUUAAUUAUAAUAAAUCAGCACCAUUUGAAUGUGGAUUUGAUCCAUUUAAUAAAUCACGAAUUCCUUUCUCUUUAAAUUUUUAUUUAAUUGCAAUUAUUUUUUUAAUUUUUGAUAUUGAAAUUUCAAUUAUUUUACCAAUAAUUAUAAAUUUUAAAAUUUCCAAUAUAUUUUAUUUCAAUAUUAUAUUCAUAAUUUUUUUUAUUUUUAUAAUUACUACUAUUUUUUAUGAAUGAAAAUUUGGAUCACUAAAUUGAAAAAUCUAA